This is a messenger RNA of Microsporum canis CBS 113480, 1407 nucleotides long. Its product is annotated as DNA lyase. The coding region runs from base 1 to 1407 and encodes 468 amino acids. The transcript has 5 exons. Lineage: Eukaryota; Fungi; Ascomycota; Eurotiomycetes; Onygenales; Arthrodermataceae. Gene Ontology annotation, molecular function: zinc ion binding; DNA-(apurinic or apyrimidinic site) endonuclease activity; phosphoric diester hydrolase activity. Gene Ontology annotation, cellular component: mitochondrion; nucleus. The record is from RefSeq and is a predicted model, not a curated record. Gene Ontology annotation, biological process: base-excision repair.
AUGCCGUCCACCCGGUCAACACGGAGGAAUCCUGAGGUCAAGACUACCUCGACAGCGGCGGAUGAUACCCAACAGACAGCAAAGUCAGGAAGAAAAAGAGGGCCAGGUGUGAAUCAAGCCUCGCCGGCCAAGAGGCCAAAGAAGGACUCCAACAACCCGCAAAUACGGUCUGAGGCUGAAGGAGACUCUAAAGAUACAGACACCUCAGCCCAGAACAAAGUAUCAAAGAGCGGGAAAGAAGGCAGGGUAGAAAAGAUCAAGCCUGAAGACGAGCAGGAGGAGGAAGAAGCAGAGGCCGUGAUCACGAAAGAUACAGCCCAGAGCAGACGAAAGACCAAGGAAGAUACAUCCGCAGAGAUGGCACCCCUAGCAUCCCGAGCUACCGGGCUUCGGAUGCGUCCAGAACUCCAUUCCAAACAGCAUUCACAUCGGAGGAAGUGGGAUAAUCCUCCGCUCCAGGAAGAGCACAGAGACCGGUUCAGGAGAGCAUGUAUCGACAACAACUACGAUGCUGCAAAACACAUCCUGCCGCAUGGCUCGUACCUUGUGAAUCUAGCCCAGGAGGAUCCAGCCAAGGCGAAAGUAGCGUAUGACUCGUUUUUAGACGACCUGCGCCGCUGUGAGGCCCUUGGUAUCAAGCUAUACAACUUCCAUCCAGGGGCAACGAAUAAGACGUCCCUUGAGUCUUCGCUCUCUCGCCUAGCCAAAGCUCUCAUAUCCGCUCUUGACGCGACAGAGACGGUCAUCCCGGUGCUCGAGACAAUGUGUGGCCACGGCACCACCAUUGGCGGCCCACUGUCUCACUUCCGCGAUCUGUUCGCCCUGAUUCCGGAGUCGUACCAUCCUCGACUCGGCGUCUGCGUCGACACAUGCCACAGCUUCGCUGCAGGGUACGACCUGCGCACCCCCGCUGGCUGGGAAAGGUUCAUGACGGAGUUUGACGAAACCGUUGGCCUUAGGUUCUUGCGGGCGUGGCAUUUGAACGAUUCGAAAACGCCCCUGGGCAGCAAGCGAGACCUCCAUGCCAACAUCGGCACAGGAUUCCUGGGACUGAGGGCAUUCCACAACCUGAUGAACGACAAGAGGGUGGAAGGGAUGCCCAUGGUCUUGGAGACCCCGAUCGACCGGCCUGUGGAAGGUCCAGGGGGAAGUGCCAAAGGCAAGAAGACGGUUGAAGAUAAGUCUGUCUGGGCCGCGGAGAUAAAGCUGCUGGAGAGUCUUAUCGGCAUGGAUCCCGAGGGCGAAGAGUUCCUUGCCCUGGAGGCUAGGCUGGCGGCUGAAGGGGAGGAAGAGCGAGCAAAACAUCAAGCCAUGUUUGACAAGGCCAAAGAGAAGGCCGGCCCGAGCAAGGACAUCCGAUCCAUGUUCCGCAAGGCCUCAAAGGAGGAUGGCAGCGGACAUGAGUGA